AUGUCUACAUUGGGCCAACAGCGAAAAAUGGUCGAACAAUUGCGACAGGAGGCCAGUUUGUCGCGGCGUCCAGUGUCCGAAUGUGUUCGUGAUAUGAUCUCGUUCAUGGAACAGAAUCGGGAGAAGGACUGCCUUGUGAGUGGGUUCGCAAGCAAGAAAGAUAAUCCGUUCCAGGAGAAGGGCGGUUGCCUCAUGUUGUAA
Molecule: messenger RNA, 201 nt
Organism: Echinostoma caproni
Lineage: Eukaryota; Metazoa; Platyhelminthes; Trematoda; Plagiorchiida; Echinostomatidae
Source: the annotation of a GenBank genome assembly